Molecule: messenger RNA, 7680 nt
Organism: Candoia aspera
Lineage: Eukaryota; Metazoa; Chordata; Lepidosauria; Squamata; Candoiidae
Gene: MARF1
Product: meiosis regulator and mRNA stability factor 1
Exons: 27
Coding region: 140-5377 (1745 amino acids)
Biological process (GO): regulation of gene expression
Cellular component (GO): peroxisome; cytoplasm
Molecular function (GO): RNA nuclease activity; CCR4-NOT complex binding; RNA binding
Source: RefSeq, a predicted model, not a curated record
GCGGAAGAGUGCGGGGGGAGGGCGAAGGGGAGCACAACAAAGAAGAGGCGGCGGCGGGCGCUGGGAUGCGACGGAGGGAUGGUAGAGAGAAUGAAAGAAAGGAAAGAGAGGAGAAUGUUGACUUCUGUAUGGAUGUAUAAUGGAAGGAAAUAUAGCGGAGAACGUCUGUCCUAGAUCACUCGGAUGGCUUCAGCGGCAAGAUAAUGAUGCUAAGCCCUGGCUCUGGAAAUUUUCUAACUGCUUUUCAGCUACUGAACCGAAUCUUCCUCUCGCUGCAAAAACGAACAAGUCCAUGGAGAGUCAGAAAGUGGCCGCAGAGUUGAGGGAGGCCCCGUCGGUUCACCACGCCGCUCUGCAGCCGUUUGCAGCCCUGCCCCUCCCCGACGUUCACUCCCUCCAGCCAAAGCAAAUCCAGCUUCCGCCCAAUCCUAAAGUAAGCUGCUGUUCUCAUGGCUCUGAUCCUUCCCCUCGGGUGCCUCAGCUGCAUUUUGGUGGUGGCGGCAACAGCGGUGGUGGUGGCAGCGGCGGCAGCGGCUUGAUUCACCCCGGGACGGUCUUAGACGCCCCCGGCACUGGGACCAUCACUUGGCAGAUAGGGUCCGAGUUUGCUUGCCAGUCCUCUCCUUUGCUCAAGAACACCCCGGCGAGAAGCAGCGCGGCCGGGGACCUGGCUGGACCGUGCCGGGAAAAGAGCGUCCCUUCGUGCCCCCACUUUCCCUGCUGCGGGAAACUGCACUUCCAGGCCUGUCACGGCAACCUGCACAAACUGCAUCCGUAUCCCACCCAUCCGGGCUGUACGACUCCGGGCUAUUUUUCCUGUUCUGAAUUCAGUGGGGCGGCGGGACUCUCGGAGGAGCACCUCACCCCAUCGGAGCGAAUGUCUUGCGUUUGCACCAACACGCUGCACCUAAAGGUGUCACCCACCGUAUGCUUAAAGGGCUCGCACCACUGCACUGAGUGUUUAAGCCAGCCAUCCAGAGAAAAUCUAGUGGAGGCAGCUAAAAUAUGGCCGGAUAUUCCUCCUCCAAGCACCCAGGUGGCACCUCUCUCUCUCCCGAUGUGUAAUGGCUGCGGAACCAAAGGAGCAAGGAAAGAGAAAAGCCUCCUGUUGGCCAGCAGCUUUGGCCAGCUGCCCCCCAAGCAUGGAUCUCCAGAAAUCGCCAUCUCAAACCAGUUACUGGAAAACCUGCCUCCCAUUGGGGUCUUCUGGGACAUUGAGAACUGUUCCGUCCCUUCUGGUCGGUCGGCUGUGGCCGUGGUCCAGCGCAUCCGGGAAAAGUUUUUUAAGGGCCACAGAGAGGCCGAGUUCAUUUGCGUGUGCGACAUUAGUAAAGAGAACAAGGAAGUUAUUGAAGAGCUGAACAACUGUCAGGUGACCGUUGCGCACAUCAACGCCACAGCCAAGAACGCUGCUGAUGACAAACUCAGACAAAGCCUCAGGAGAUUUGCAGAUACGCACGCUGCACCGGCCACUGUGGUCCUUGUGUCAACUGACGUCAACUUCGCGCUAGAACUCAGCGACUUGAGGCACCGCCACGGCUUCCACAUAAUCCUGGUGCAUAAGAAUCAAGCUUCAGAAGCACUCUUGCAUCAUGCCCAUGAGCUGAUCAGAUUUGAAGAAUUUAUUUCCGAUUUGCCUCCAAGAUUACCUUUGAAAAAAACAGCAUGUCACACUCUGUUAUACGUUUACAACCUGCCAACAAACCGCGAUAGCAAAAGCGUCUGCCUCAGACUUCGGCGCUUGUCGGACAACUGUGGGGGGAAAGUCUUGACUGUUUCCGGCAGCAGUGCAAUCCUCCGCUUCCUCAGUCAGGAUAGCGCUGAGCGAGCUCAGAAGCGAAUGGAGAACGAAGAUGUUUUCGGCAACAGGAUAACGGUGUCUUUCACCCCCAAGAACCGAGAGCUGGCGGAAACCAAGAAUGCGGGCUCUUCCACAGCAGACAAAGUGAAGUCCCCCAAGAAAGCGAACCGAAACGCAAAGCUGUGUCUCAUGAGCCGAAUGGCAAACGAUCCGUCUUCAACUACCAAGACCGUGGUCGGAAAAGGCCUUCAGGGACACGGGUCCGUUCCAAAGAACACCACCGUUAAAAGCUUACAGGAACUGUGUCACUUGGAAUCAAAAGCGGGAAGGAGCUCUGAAAACCGGCAAGACCAUCUGAAAGAGGGAGUUCCUUCGUUGCACAUCAGUGCGACCACUGCAAGCUCUGUCCCCCUGGCCAUCAGAAAGGGAGGAACGGGGGAACCCAUUCAUAAAAACAAUCCAAAGAAAGAUACGACGGCAGCCAGAAGCGUCAACAGCUCCCCAGUACACAAGAAGGAAGAGGAGAACGCCUUCCAAGUCAGCUACCCUUCAGCUUUCAGCAUGCUGGCAGCCCCAAGACAGCACAGCCCCAUUCUGAUCUCUCAGAGUUGUUGGUCAUCAAGGAGCGUGUCUCCAAACCUUUCCAACAGGUCUUCUCCGCUCACUUUGAACGUCAUAAAUUCUUCCAGCAGUACAGACUGCCCAGAUCCAUUUGCAAAUGGAGCAGACCUUCAGAUUGGCAAUCUGGAUUACAGGCUGUCCCGAAAAGAGCUGCAACAGGCUUUGCAGGAUACCUUCACUAGGCACGGCAAGGUAAAGAAUGUAGAACUCAGUCCUCAUACUGACUAUCAGUUGAAGGCUGUUGUUCAGAUGGAAAAUCUUCAAGAGGCUAUCACUGCUGUCAACAGUCUGCACAGAUAUAAAAUUGGUAACAAGAGGAUUCAGGUUUCACUAGCUACAGGAGCUGCCAGCAAGUGCCUGGCAUUAAUUAGUUCAGAAGCAAUGUCCAUUCUUCAAGAUGCCCCAGCUUGCUGCCUCCCUCUUUCCAAGUUCACUGAGAUUUAUGAGAAAAAGUUUGGACACAAGCUAAAUGUGUCAGACUUACAUAAAUUAACAGACGUAGUGGCGAUCCGUGAUCAAGGCAACGGUCGGCUUGUUUGCCUGCUACCCAGCAGCCAAGCUAGGCAGAGCCCUUUAGGAUCUUCGCAAUCUCACGAUGGCUCCUCCGCUAAUUGCAGCCCAAUCACCUUCGAAGAACUGGAGUAUCACGAGCCUGUUUGCAAACAGCAUUGCACCAAUAAAGACUUCAGCAAACCUGACUUUGAUCCUGAUUCCUACAAAGUUCCCUUUGUGGUUCAUUCUCUGAAGACGUUUGCUCCUCAAGUUCAUAGCUUGUUGCAGACCCAUGAGGGGACAGUACCACUGCUGAGCUUCCUAGACUGUUAUGCUUCAGAAUUUAGCACUCUAGAAACUGUGCAGGAAGGCCAUGGAGGCGUUCCUCUGGAGCACCUUAUCACCUGUGUUCCUGGUGUUAAUAUUGCUACAGCACAAAGUGGCAUCAAAGUGGUAAAGUGGAUACAUAAUAAACCACCACCUCCUACCGCAGAGCCUUGGCUGUUGCGCUCCAAGAGCCCUGUGGGGAAUCCUCAGCUCAUCCAGUUCAGUAGAGAAGUGGUUGAUCUCCUUAAAAACCAGCCUUCCUGUAUUAUGUCUGUCAGCAAAUUCAUCCCCAUGUACCACCACCAUUUUGCCAAGCAGUGCCGUGUAUCUGAUUAUGGGUAUUCCAAGUUAAUGGAGCUGCUAGAAUCAGUGCCUCAUGUCCUGCAGAUUCUCGGGAUAGGAACCAAGCGUUUCUUGACCUUAACACACAGGGCCCAAGUGAAGCGGUUCACCCAAGAUUUACUAAAGCUUCUGAAGUCCCAGGCCAGUAAGCGAGUUGUAGUCAGAGAAUUCUUACAUGCUUAUCACUGGUGUUUCUCAAAAGACUGGGACGUGACUGAAUACGGAGUGUGUGAGUUGGUUGAUCUAAUUUCAGAAAUUCCCGACACCACCAUUUGUUUGUCUCAGCAAGAAAAUGAAAUGGUCAUCUGUAUUCCUAAGAGAGAACGUACCAAGGAAGAGACUGAAAGGACAAAGGGAUUCUGCAAGGAAGUGGUUGAUCUGCUGCGCCACCAGCCCUAUUUCCGGAUGCCUUUCAACAAAUUCAUCCCAUCCUACCACCAUCACUUUGGGCGCCAGUGCAAGCUUGCUUAUUACGGCUUUACCAAGCUGCUUGAACUUUUUGAAGCCAUUCCCGAGAUCUUACAGGUCCUGGAAUGCGGAGAGGAGAAAAUCCUUACGCUAACCGAGACGGAGCACGUCAAAGCCUUAGCUGCCCAGUUCGUUAAAUUGCUCCGCUCGCAGAAGGAUAAGUGUCUCAUGAUGGCAGACGUGCUUGCCGAAUAUGCUAAAACGUUCGGCUACCCGUUGCGCCUCCAGGACUACGACGUUGGCUCAGUUCCAGCUCUGGUGCAGAAACUUUGCCACGUCAUCAAGGUCGUCGAUACAGAAUCGGGGAAACAGCUGCAGCUGAUAAAUAAAAAAUCCCUCCGGACUUUGACUUCGCAGCUUCUGGUGCUUCUCAUGACUCUGGACGAAGCCACCGUGAUUUCUGUGGAGGAGCUUAAAAGGCGUUACGAGGCUGCCCAGGCGACUGCCCUCAACCCCUGUGAAUAUGGCUUCAUGACAUUUAUCGACCUCCUGAUGAGUGUGCCUUAUUUUAUCGAGGUUUUUAUUGACGGUGAAGCAGAACGUGUGAAGCUUACGGACCUUUACGUGUUCGCCAAGAAAGUGAGAUUGUUGCUUCAUACCUACCAUUACCAACAGAUCUUCCUUCACGAGUUCUCAACAGCCUACAGCAAAUACACAGGAGAAACGUUGCAUCCCAAGACAUAUGGCUACAGCAACAUUGAAGACCUCCUAGGGGCCAUUCCGUCGGUAGUAUGGAUAAAAGGUCAUGGUCAUAAGAGGAUUGUUGUUCUGAAGAAUGACAUGAAAACUCGUUUUAGCUCUCCCAGUCUUCCUCUUGCUGAUGAAAAUUAUGAAAAUGAACUUGCUGAUGGUGAUGGACAAGCUACAAAGGCAGCAGGAGUGAACAAAUCCUUAGAUUUAAUACUGGAAGCACCAAACGUUGUCUCAAGUCAAACUGAGCAAGAACUGCUCUGCCUCACCAAUACAUCACCUGUUGAUCUUUUAUGCGAGCCGGUCCCUUCCUGCCUUCCCUCCCCACAGCUGAGACCAGAUCCAGUGGUUCUUGAAUCCGCAGAUCUCAUCCGUUUUGAAGAACAUUCUCCAACCCCUUCUGAGAUUACGAUGGGACUUGAAGAGGAGAAGGCUGCUGGUCCUUCAGAAGCUAACAAAGAUAUCAGCCACUUUCCUGAAGCAUCUAAACCUUCAGAAAAUAGGUUGGCACCGCCCUGCCCCUCGUCCGAACACCAGGGGUGCAGGGAAGCCGCAGAGAGCCCAGCUCGAAAGCAGCAUAAGAACCGAGUGAAAUUGGCAGCCAAUUUCUCAUUUGCACCUGUAACCAAGCUUUAAAUCUUUUCCUGGUGUGAAAGGCAUCGUAUUGUUAAGACUGCACAGAAAAUAAAGUCAGCUAUUUUUUCCCCUUUUUUUUUUUAAAUUUUCGAUCACAGUUUGGAGUGGGGGUGGCCACCAAUGUAUUUUCUUUGUCACUUUGACUACCUUCUGUGCGAAUUUUGCGCAAUUUCAACUGAAGCAAAGCUAGGUGGGUUUUUUAUUUGAACGUCAAACGUUUGUUGAGAGUGAUCGAACAGUUUACCCUUUUUUAUUCCGUCCCACGUCAACAAAAGCAGAUGUGCUAAUCCUUGGCAGAGAAUAGAUUUUAAGUUUCUAAUGCCUAAUGGUGAUGUAAUACUUCACAUGAUGCAUAAAUUUCUAGGCUGUUUCUAAUUUGCAAAUUUGUUAUCAGAAAAUAACAAUGCUGUGCGUAAUUUGUUGUGCAAAAUGGCCUAUUGAGAGCAUUUUAAAACCGUCACUUAGAUUGGAAUACGUGGUGGGGUCUUUAACAGUAGCUUUGUAAGGGCAAAACUUGGGAAUUUUUUUUUUUCUGAUGACUUGUAAUUAAUUAUUGCCAAAACGAGAUUGUUGGAGAGUUGGUUGGUUUGGUACAAAACCCCUUUUAAAUGCCUUCUGUAAUAAUUCAGUUCCGUCGAGGAAACCUGUAGGAAGUGGCGAAUGUUUUAAGCUUCCCUUUUAUAAGCGCUGCCAGUGGAUGCUGAUUUGAGAUGAAGGAAACACACAGCGAAAAACAUCUCGGUGCCCGGCAUCUUGGAGGCACCAUUAAGAUGCCGCAGGCUGCAUCUGCUCACCCGAGGUUGCCAGGAACCGUUGAUAUUUCAAAAAUAAAUAUGCACCGAAAUGCAUAAAUCAUGAAUCGCACAAGGUGACAGGAGCUUUUUAAGACAGAAGGCAGUGAUGCUUCCGCGUGUGCAGAAACGGGAGCCGUCUGUAGAAAUGCCAAGGUUACGUGCCUAACCUUGUUUGCAAACUUUUUAAAUGUGUAAUAAAUGGGAAGCUUAAUUUGAAUCGGUAACGUUUUUUAACUGUGUCUGGUUUUUAUUCCUCCUAGUGCUGAAAGCUACUCUUCUAUGUGUCGUAAUUUUUUUUUUCUUCCAGUUCUUACAGGGGUAUUUUUUGUUGUUGUUGUUGUUGUUGGCUUUUAGAAAGGCCAGCCUUACGGAAGGGGAUGAGCCAGUGGGACCCUUUUGCCUUAUUUUUAGAGAGAGACCUUAAAAACGUCUUCCGAAGAUUUAUACCCCUGCUGGGUAAACUUGGCACUUACAAUGGGUUGUAUUUGCCAGGAAAGGAUUUUUACUGCUUGUCCAAAGGAAAAGAACCUAUUCAGAGGUUUCCACUGGCCGAACACAGAAAUAUAUAUAUAUUUUUUGUAACAAUUAUAUUUUAUAACGUACAAGGUUGGAAAGCAGGCUUGGGUUUCACAGCCAGCAACUGAAAGGGAAAAAAAAAAAAAAUACCACCAGAUGGCUUUUUUUUUUUUUAAAGGAUUUUUAAGCAAAGCCAUAUAUUGAACCUUACUGAAUUAUAUAGCCAUUAUGUAUACAGGGAAACACUGGAAGUUUUUCUGAGAUUGUGACACGACACAGUGUGUUGGAUAGCCUUACAGUUCCUCUACAGAUAUGGGUUUAUAGGAACAAAUUGUUAAGAUUUUCCUUUCUCUCUAGUGUUUCGAGUGUUUGUGAGACCAUCUCUCCGUUGCUUUUGUAUCACCUGCAUAAAACAAAGGCCUCGUCACUUACUGUGGGUCAUGCAUAUGCAGAUCUGGUGGUGGUUCUGAGCUGUGAUUGCAAGUCAUCUUAAAAAAAUAAAAAUGAGACCCAGGUUUUGGGGGAAAAAAUGUUAAGGUCCAGGAGUGUUCCCUAUCUGAAAUACAGCUGUGGCCAUGUCCUCUGUAGAGAAUAAGCCAUCAUACUUGGAUUCAUGUGGCAUUCUGUACUGAAUUGCUUUUUGAAAGUUAACCAGUGCUGUUCUGGAGAUGUUUGGGUUGGUUUCCCCCCCAUAGUGCAAGACUACUUAGAUUUUUUUUUUUUUUACAAAGGCUUGAAGAAAUAAUGUAACUUGACUGAUUUGAACAUGAAUUAAGAUGACGAAAUCCUUUAAUUUCCACUUCAAUUAUUCUGAUUACUGUUCUAAAACGAAACAGAUCAAGGCGGCCCUCAACUAGGCACUCUGGGUGGCUGAAGAUAGACAAUAUGGCACCUUUGUCCUUAAUUGUCUAAUUUGUUUGGACACUUUUGUGGGUCAAGUGGUAUUUUGUGCGUUGGGACCAAACAGUUGUCAAUAAAGAUUUCAAGCAAGCA